Nelumbo nucifera (sacred lotus) is the source of this 198-nucleotide messenger RNA. RefSeq lists its product as uncharacterized. The record is from RefSeq and is a predicted model, not a curated record. Lineage: Eukaryota; Viridiplantae; Streptophyta; Magnoliopsida; Proteales; Nelumbonaceae.
AUGGCGGGUUGGGGUCCAGUGGUGUUGUUCGUACUGUUGACGCCGGGGUUGUUGUUUCAGCUGCCGAGAAGGAAUAAAAUAGUAGAGUUCAGGAACAUGCAAACAAGUGGUGUAUCCAUUCGGGUGCAUGCCAUCAUCUAUUUCGGUCUCAUCACCAUCUUCCUCAUCGCCAUUGGUGUUCACAUUUGCACCGAUUAA